Messenger RNA from Cyprinus carpio (common carp), 2705 nucleotides. RefSeq names its product UDP-N-acetylglucosamine transporter-like. The transcript is spliced from 8 exons. Gene Ontology annotation, cellular component: Golgi membrane. Gene Ontology annotation, biological process: pyrimidine nucleotide-sugar transmembrane transport. The record is from RefSeq and is a predicted model, not a curated record. Bases 180 to 1187 code for a protein of 335 amino acids. NCBI's taxonomy places the organism in Eukaryota, Metazoa, Chordata, Actinopteri, Cypriniformes, Cyprinidae. Gene Ontology annotation, molecular function: UDP-galactose transmembrane transporter activity.
AACAAAACUGUCAAACAUAGUUUCGCUUAAGCUGGAAGUGUGGUUGUGGUUGAGAUUGUGAAGUAAUCGUUUUAUAUAAAAAUGCAUGAGAUUCAUAGUCAGAGCUGCGUUCAUCUGCUGCGUCUCAUGGACUCCGCGCGCCCUGAGCUGCCCUUCUGAGAACAGACUAAACAUCAGAGAUGUUCAGUAUCUCCAUCUUGUCCACCUCAUCACAACUGAAGUAUGUUUCUCUGGGGGUGCUGGUACUGCAGACCACCUCCUUGGUGCUGACAAUGCGUUACUCACGUACGCUGCAGUCUGAAGGGCCGCGCUAUCUGGCGUCAUCUGCUGUAGUGUGUGCCGAAGUUCUGAAGAUUGUUGCAUGCAUGCUGCUUGUCUUCAGAGACCACAGUUUCAGUGUUCGUGCACUGAAUCAGGUGUUGAGGGAGGAAAUAAUCAACAAGCCCCUGCUAACGCUGAAGUUGGCCAUUCCCUCAGGUAUCUACACCCUGCAGAACAACCUGCUCUAUGUGGCUCUCUCAAAUCUAGACGCAGCUACCUACCAGGUUACGUAUCAGCUGAAAAUUCUUACUACAGCCCUGUUCUCCGUGUCCAUGUUGGGCAAAAGUCUGGCCUUUUACCAGUGGCUCUCACUAGUCAUUCUGAUGGCUGGAAUUGCACUUGUCCAAUGGCCAACUGAAGUUACAUCUGUCACUAAUCAGGAGGACCUGACUGCCGGCUCUCAGUUCAUGGGUCUUCUGGCUGUGCUUGUGGCCUGCUUCUCCAGCGGAUUUGCUGGCGUGUAUUUUGAAAAGAUCCUCAAAGAGAGCAAGCAGAGUGUCUGGGUCCGUAAUAUUCAGCUAGGUUUAUUUGGAUUGAUUUUUGGACUUGGGGGAGUGUUUGUGUAUGAUGGAGAAAGAGUGCGUGAGAAUGGACUCUUUCAAGGGUACAACGGUCUGACGUGGACUGUGGUGGCUCUUCAGGCUUUGGGUGGGUUAGUCAUUGCGGCUGUCAUCACAUAUGCAGAUAACAUCCUGAAGGGCUUUGCAACAUCCAUCUCAAUCAUUCUAUCCACCCUCAUCUCCUAUUUCUUGUUGGAGGAUUUUGACCCUACUAGUGUGUUUUUCCUGGGUGCCAUGCUGGUUAUUGCUGCUACCUUUCUCUACGGGUAUGAGAGCACAUCUGCGGUCAACCCUAGUAAAGUAUAGAAGACUGGACACCCAAAUCAUCAGUGUCUGCUAAGAUGCUGUACUUCAGGUGAAGUUCAGGACGAGUGAACCAGCGAUAUUGUAAGGAUGCUAUUAGAAACUUGAACUGUCUUCUAUAUGUUAUGUUAUGAAAGCCAAUGUGCUUCAGAUAUUUUAGGUGUUAGGAUUGUUUGUUGCAUUCAGCUGAGGACUUUAAGGACUUCAUUUGAAAAGUGUUAACAUAUCAUGAAGGGAUCUCUGGGACAGCCUUGCAAAUUUCAUUUGUUACGGUUUUCAUAUUUAUUUUCAGUGCCAUACGAUGGCGUAUUGAGAAAGGGAUUGUUUUACAUGAAUGUGUCCUUUGAGAAGCAUUUUCAUUUUCUCAAAGCCAAUAAAAAGUGUUUCUUAAAUGUCUUCCUGUCAAAGUCUGGUAAUAAAAACAAGUUCUCAAACGUUUCCUUAGGAGUAAUGACUGCAUUUUGAUUGGUGGAAUAAUUGUGGGAAAAAUGUUGAGCUGGUGCUAAAGAGAUCAGACUUCUGCAAGAUGCUCAGUGCACUUUUAUUAGUCCUUGAAUGAACAGAGUGAACUGUCAGACCUUGUUGCUCCUAGCUGGGGGUUUCAGUGGAAAUAUAUAUGUUGCAUCACAGUUUGUUUUAUGCAAAAACGACUUGCAUGCAAGAAGGGAGAUGAAAAAUCAGUUUCCCCCUAACUGGGUCUUUCUCGCCCGUAAUGCGAUGCUAUGAAACUUUUCCACAGUAAACUCAGUCUCUUCCAUUGCAUAGACUCGUUUUGCAGUGGGAAAGCAUGUGGAUAUGAAAGAAAGUAAAUUUACAAUUUAAGCAACAUUUUUAUUUCUCAUUCCUGCACAUCCUGUGCUAUGAAAUGUUGAAAUCUUAAAGUAAAACCACUUUUUUUUCUGCUGGUGUUCAUGCAUUAUCAGAUACUGAGUUCAUACGUCUUAAUGCAUCUUUAUUUAAAUGAUCAUUUUGAGGAGGAAUAUGGCUUUGACAGAGAUACAGGAGAUGUAACUUAGAAAUGAUAGAGGGAGAUGAAAUGAGGUAUUUAUCAUAUUACAGAGAAGGAACCCUAUUUGAUGUAUUCUACCUUCGUCUAGAUCAGUGCUCCAAGCUUUAGACGUACUGCAUGCAUCUCAACUUCCAACGUAACUUUCCUUUGAAAGUGAUUUUAGGCAAAGCAUCAGGCAUGAAUAAAUGCUCUGUUAGAUUUAAGAGUUAGUCAUUAUUAAUUUCUGUUAUAUGUCCAGACUGGAUAUCACCUCUUCAUUUCCAACCAGUCCAAUUCAGUGCAUAAUAAAAUAAUACAGUUCACUAAAUUAAAAGCAUGCAAAUAAUGAAUAAAACUAUCAAGAAAUUUAUUAGUAAAUUUAGCAGUUUCUUAUGAAAGCAUCAGCCACACACUUAAUACUGUAUUCAUGUUGGUUUGUUGGUCCCUCCACAGAACAGUGUACUCCAGAGAAAGAUGACAGAACCCAAGGUUUAAAAUUAAUUUUUGAUUUUUUUUUUAUAGAAUUUUUGUAC